This is a messenger RNA of Staurois parvus, 513 nucleotides long. NCBI's taxonomy places the organism in Eukaryota, Metazoa, Chordata, Amphibia, Anura, Ranidae. The record is from the annotation of a GenBank genome assembly.
AUCAAGCACCUAGGCAUGCAGACUGCUUCUACAAACAUUUGUGAAAGAAUGGGACACUCUCAGGAGCUCAGUGAAUUCAAGCGUGGUACCGUGAUAGGUUGCCACAUGUGCAAUAAGUCCAACCAUGAAAUUUCCUUGCUACUAAAUAUUCCAUGGUCAACUGUUAGUGGUGUUAUAACAAAGUGGAAGCAACUGGGAACAACAGCAACUCAGCCACAAAGUGCUGGCCACAUUAAAUGACAGAGCGGGGUCAGCGCAUGCUGAAGAGUACAGUGUGCAGAAGUCUCCAGCUGUCAGGGUCAAUAGCUAAAGACGUCCAAACAUCAUGUGGCUUUCAGAUUAGCACAACAGUGCACAGAGAGCUUCCUGAAAUGGGUUUCUAUAGCCAAGCAGCUGCAUCCAAGCUUUACAUCAAGUGCAAUGAAAGCGUCGGAUGCAGUGGUGUAAAGUAAGUCGCCACUGGACUCUAGAGAAUGGUACUUGCCUGACUGCAUUGUGCCAAGUGUCAAGUUU